Xenopus tropicalis (tropical clawed frog) is the source of this 2111-nucleotide messenger RNA. It is a transcript of the gene ltb4r2, whose product is annotated as leukotriene B4 receptor 2. Gene Ontology annotation, molecular function: G protein-coupled receptor activity; leukotriene receptor activity. The transcript has 2 exons. The record is from RefSeq and is a predicted model, not a curated record. Gene Ontology annotation, cellular component: membrane; plasma membrane. Gene Ontology annotation, biological process: signal transduction; leukotriene signaling pathway; G protein-coupled receptor signaling pathway. NCBI's taxonomy places the organism in Eukaryota, Metazoa, Chordata, Amphibia, Anura, Pipidae. The coding region runs from base 391 to 1473 and encodes 360 amino acids.
AGCAUGUCUCAACUGGAGAGAAGGAAGGAGACUCACAGAAUGGGAGUGAUAGAGGAGAAGUGUACCGAGACAGGGAACGGCACACAGGUACAGAGAAGAGAUUCUGCUGAGAGAAACAGGCACUCACUAAGUGACAGAAUAGCAAACAUGCCAUAAAGAAAAGGCACUGAGCCAGCCAAAGGAAGUCCUGACCACUUAUGGCCAUUAAUAAGUUCUGACCACUUAUGGCCAUCAGGGAAUCCCACCAAGCUGCUGCCCAGCUGUUAGUCAUGCCCCCUCAGCUUAUUUCUAACAGUUGCUUACUUCACUGAGAGAAGAACCUUUGGGACACUGAGCGCCUGAGUACCCUGAAACAUCCAGCUUUUACAUCUCAGUGGGGCUAUAUCAGCCAUGAACUACUGCGUAAACAGUUUUGGGAAUGACACACUCCUGAGCUCCCAAGCUUCCCGCAUCUCAGGUACCAUCUUCUUAGCUCUGGCAGCCUCAUUGGGUCUCCCCGGCAAUGCGUUUAUCAUCUGGAGCAUACUUUGGAAGAUGAAAGGUCGUGAAAAAUCUGUGACUUGCAUCCUUAUCCUUAACCUGGCAGUGGCUGAUGGAACAGUCCUUCUCCUUAGUCCUUUCUUCAUAACCUUUUUGGUCCUAAAAACCUGGAUUUUUGGUCGUGCUGUUUGCAAAUUGGCUUAUUACCUAUGCUGCCUCAACAUGUAUGCGAGCAUAUUCAUUAUUGCAUUAAUGAGCUUAGACAGGUUCCUCGCUGUCUUUCGGCCUUAUAUGGCUCAGUCUCUUCGAAAAAAGGAUAUGGUGACAAAAAUACUAAUAGCUAUUUGGCUCCUAGCUGGGGCAUUAGCCCUUCCAGCAUUUGCCUACAGAGAAGUGAUAGAGAGCCAAAAGUUAAAUGCCAAGAUCUGCGAACCUUGCCAUGCAAGCCGUGGAGAAUCCAUAUUCCACUACACUUUUGAGACACUGGUAGCUUUUCUGCUUCCCUUUCCCAUGGUAUUGUUUAGUUACAUAUUGGUACUGGUCAAACUGAAAGCAAGCCGCUUUGGGCAGCGUUCACGGAUUGAAAAGCUGAUUGCUGCCAUUCUAGUGACAUUUGCCAUUCUUUGGCUCCCAUACCAUGUGGUUAAUGCCAUACAAGUGACUUCAAAUCUUACUACUGGGAAGGUAUCUGAGAAUUUGAAAAAAGCUGCAAAAAUAAGCAGAGCAGGGGCAACGGCCUUGGCCUUCUUCAGUGCCUGUGUAAACCCUCUGCUUUAUGCCUUUGCAGCCUCAGAUCUUUUUAGGAUAUUUGGGGUAGGCUUUGUGGCCAAACUACUGGAGGGGACAGUGGCAGAGAUACAGAAAAGGGUAAAGUCUCAGCGAGACCUUGUAAAAGGACUUGUCCGAGUUGGCAGUCGUGGAGAAUCAGUGGACCUGGAAGUAAGAAAUGGUUUAAAAGACACACCCUUGAAUGGCAAUCAGAUACCAGAGUAAUGGACAUCCAUUAAACUAGGCACCAAUGGCUGGAGAUGCCGUUUGAAUUGUACAAUGAGAUUUGUUUUCAUAUUUCAUGACUGAAGUCAACCACAAAGAUCUAAAGAGCAGUCUCUGCAAUGGAACCUGCAGUAUCAAAACAAUAAUGUUGUGUUGCAGCAUUUUUCUGAUGUUAUACAAAUUUCAGUGGUCUAUGAUGACCCUUUUUCAAAGGCAAAGAAGCAAAAUAGGUCUAAGGGGAUUAAUGGAGUAACCUGGAUAUGUUUAAUCUAGGUCAGUGUCCUGUACUAAAGUUACAGCUACAGUUACUACAUAGCCCCUAUUAAGAGUAUUUACUCCUGGGUCAUUCGUACAAAUUUCCGAUCAGUGAGUAAGUAUGAUCUAAUAGGGAAUACAGGGCUGCAUUCCUCCCUGUGUUCCCUACCAUAAAACAUAGGUAGGAACACUCAUAAGAGCCCUUAAAUUUAAGUUCCACAGGAAGAGUGUGUUACUUCCCAUCAUUCUGGGAGUCAUGUGACUUUAACAUUUUUGGCACAGGCCAUGUGCAAUCGACUGUUGAAUGUAAUAAUGCAGAAUUCUAAGGUUUUACUAACCAUGUUUAAUUUCAAAAGUUAAUAAAAAACUAUAUUUUGAUUGAA